UUGGCGGUGGCGCUGACAGGAGGCGGGGCCUGGAAGUCCCGGCCAAACCCGCCCUCGCGUAUAAGCCUCUUCUCGGCUCUCUCUCUCCAUCUCUCUCCUCUCUCUUUCUCUCUAGCUCCCUUCCUCCCUGUAACCGAACAGUGAAAAUUCACAUUGUGGAUCCGCUAACAGGCACAGAUGUCAUGUGAAAACGCACAUGCUCUGCCAUCCACACCGCCUUUCUUCCUUUUCUUUCUGUUUCCUUUUUUUUCCCUUGCUUCUUCUCCCUCUUCUUUGUAACUAACAAAACCAGCACCAACUCCUCCUCUGCUGCCCUUCCUCCUCCUCCUCAGUCCAAGUGAUCACAAAAGAAAUCUUCUGAGCCGGAGGCGGUGGCAUUUUUAAAAAGCAAGCACAUUGGAGAGAAAGAAAAAAGAAAAACAAAAGCAAAACAAAACCCAGGCACCAGCCAGCCAGCACAUUUUUUUCCAUCCUUCCUGAAAACAAACAAACAACCAAACAACCAUCAAAACAGUCACCACCACCAUCAUCAAAACUGUUAACAUAGCAGCGGCAGCGGCGCAAACGUCACCCUCCGGCCACAGCGUCCGCCUAAAGGGAUGAUUUUCUCGGCGGAGCAGCUCUUCGCCGACCACCUUCUUCACUCGUGCUGAGCGGGAUUUUUGGGCUCUCCGGGGUUCCGGCUGGGAGCAGCUUCAUGACUACGCGGAGCGGGAGAGCGGCCACACCAUGCGAGCACAAAUUGAAGUGAUACCAUGCAAAAUUUGUGGCGAUAAGUCCUCCGGGAUCCACUACGGAGUCAUCACGUGUGAAGGUUGCAAGGGAUUCUUUAGGAGGAGCCAGCAGAACAAUGCCUCUUACUCCUGCCCAAGGCAGAGAAACUGUUUAAUUGACAGAACCAACAGAAACCGUUGCCAACACUGCCGACUGCAGAAGUGUCUUGCCCUAGGAAUGUCCAGAGAUGCUGUGAAGUUCGGAAGGAUGUCCAAGAAGCAAAGGGACAGCCUGUAUGCUGAGGUGCAGAAGCAUCAGCAGCGGCUGCAGGAGCAGCGGCAGCAGCAGAGCGGGGAGGCGGAAGCUCUUGCCAGGGUGUAUAGCAGCAGCAUCAGCAACGGCCUCAGCAGCCUGAACAACGAGGCCAGCGGCACUUAUGCCAACGGACACGUCAUUGACCUGCCCAAGUCCGAGGGUUAUUACAACGUGGAUUCCGGCCAGCCUUCCCCUGAUCAGUCAGGACUUGACAUGACUGGAAUCAAACAGAUAAAGCAAGAACCUAUCUAUGACCUCACAUCCGUACCCAACUUGUUUACCUAUAGCUCUUUCAACAACGGGCAGUUAGCACCAGGGAUAACAAUGACUGAAGUCGAUCGAAUUGCACAGAACAUCAUUAAAUCCCAUUUGGAGACAUGUCAGUACACCAUGGAGGAGCUACACCAGCUGGCAUGGCAGACCCAUACCUAUGAGGAAAUUAAAGCGUAUCAAAGCAAGUCCAGGGAAGCACUAUGGCAGCAGUGUGCCAUCCAGAUCACUCACGCCAUCCAAUAUGUCGUAGAGUUUGCAAAGCGGAUAACGGGCUUCAUGGAGCUCUGUCAAAAUGAUCAAAUUCUACUUCUGAAGUCAGGUUGCUUGGAAGUGGUUUUAGUGAGAAUGUGCCGUGCCUUCAACCCAUUAAACAACACUGUUCUGUUUGAAGGAAAAUAUGGAGGAAUACAGAUGUUCAAGGCCUUAGGUUCUGAUGACCUAGUGAAUGAAGCAUUUGACUUUGCAAAGAAUUUGUGUUCCUUGCAGCUGACUGAGGAGGAGAUUGCUUUGUUCUCAUCUGCUGUGCUGAUCUCUCCAGACCGAGCCUGGCUGAUAGAACCAAGGAAGGUCCAGAAGCUUCAGGAAAAAAUUUAUUUUGCACUUCAACAUGUGAUUCAGAAGAAUCACCUGGAUGAUGAGACCUUGGCAAAGUUAAUAGCCAAGAUACCAACCAUCACGGCAGUUUGCAACUUGCACGGGGAGAAGCUGCAGGUAUUUAAGCAAUCGCAUCCAGACAUAGUGAAUACACUCUUUCCUCCGUUAUACAAGGAGCUCUUUAAUCCUGACUGUGCCACCGUCUGCAAAUGAAGGCGACGAGAGAACUGUCUCAUAGUCAUGGAAUGCAUCACCAUUAAGACAAAAGCAAUGUGUUCAUGAAGACUUAAGAAAAAUGUCACUACUGCAACAUUAGGAAUGUCCUGCACUUAAUAGAAUUAUUUUUCACCGCUACAGUUUGAAGAAUGUAAAUAUGCACCUGAGUGGGGCUCUUUUAUUUGUUUGUUUGUUUUUGAAAUGACCAUAAAUAUACAAAUAUAGGACACUGGGUGUUAUCUUUUUUUUUUUUAAUUUUAUUCAGGUAUGUUUGGGAGACAGCUGUUUAUAGAAUUUUAUUGUAGAUAUAUACGAGAACAGAGCGGUACCUUACAUGAUUACUUUUCCUGUUGAUUGUUCAAAUAUAAUUUAAGAAAAUUCCACUUAAUAGGCUUACCUAUUUCUAUGUUUUUAGAUAGUUGAUGCAUGUGUAAAUUUGUAGCUGUCUUGGAAAGCACUGUGCAUGUAUGUAAUAAGUAUAUAAUAUCUGAGAAUAUUAUAUAUGACUAUUACUUAUUCAUGCACAUGCACUGUGGCUUAAAAUACCAUACCUACUAGCAAAGGAGGUUGAGUCAGGCUCUCUUAUGUUAUUUACCUUCUGUGUUAAAUGUUACCUUUAUGUUAGACAAUCAGGAUUUUCUUUUCCCAGCCAGAGUUUUCACCUAGAGUCAAUGGCAGGAUGGUACCAAUUCAGAAAUAAGUCAACAAAGGAAUAAAUAUAAUGCAUGGCCUCUACAUAAAAACUCUAUUUCUAUCAAUGACAUCAAAGCCUUGUCAAGGUGGUACAUAUUGGGGGAAAAAAUAAGUACUUGAAGCCAUUUUCCUGUUUUAAGAAUUAGGCCACAGAUAACAUUAUGGAGUUCAGGACUUUUUUGACCGAACAACAGAUAUUUCUUACUUUUCACCAGGACACAUAAAACACUAUUUUUCUUUGGAUUUCAAGUUGUGAAAGAAACUUGAUUUUGGUGCUUAUUGUGUCUUCAACAGAGAAAUACAGUCUGUAGAUUAUGACCACCAGCAAUUUUUUCUAAUAAAAUUAGAAUAAAAGAGUAAAUCAGAACCCAGGGUCCCAAUGUCAUCUCAUGUAAACAUUUUCUCUAACCAUUUUUUUUUUUGGCAAAGAAAAGGUAGAAAGAGAAUACACAAAGUAAAGAAGUAGUUCUUUAUAUUCCUUUUCUUUAAUAAGUUUGUUAGAAACAGCAGCAAUAAAGGGGGAGGCAGAACUUUAUAUGUCCUUCUAGUCUGGGGCCUCUAAUUAUUUUGAACUCCAAAAUGCUGUAUUAUAAAAAUAUAGCAAAAACGUGACAGAUUAGAAAAAAAGAUUUGAGUUACUCUAUGGAAUGAAUACACCCCAAAGCCAAAACUAUUUCCUAUGCAAUUUGAAAUUGCAUCAUCCAUCUAGCCUGAGGUUAUUUUUUUUAGCAACUUUUACAAGUACAGAAUGCAAGAUGUGAAAUCAGGAUUAGAGAAUUUAGACUUCUUAGUACAAGUUCUCAUGUCCCCACCUGCUCUCCCAUCAAAUUGAUCACCAGGAAAGCAUCAGUUCCAAGGAGUUUAUUCUGCAUUCUGGAGGGCUUCUGCCUUGGGUCUUGUCUGAUCCCAAAUGAGAUUUUUAAAAAGGAAGCUUAGAGGAUAGUUUUGUGCAUAAGACAAUGAAAAUUAUGAUCUCCUGUAAGUGUAGCCCAGCCACCAACUCAUGAAGACCUGCCCUUGUCUCCUUGUCAAACACACAAACACGCACGUGCACACACCUGCUUUGUAAAGUUUCCAUCAGUGGAAACUUUGAUUUCUUUUUAAUCUCUUGUGCUCUCCUAAAGUCGCAUGGUUGAGAGCCAUCCUCACGAUGCCACAGAACUCCUCAUUGAUGAUCAAACGGUAGUGUUAGUCUUUUCUUUUAGAAAACAGACCCUUUUCCCACCUCAUGAUUGAUGCAUUCCAAACCGAUGGGGAAAAACAAAAAGGCUUUAAAAUAAUGAAUCUCUUUCUCAACUACUGUUAUAUUCAAUUAAUUUAACUACAUUGAACCAAAUUACCUUCAGUGUCUAAGAAGACAGCUGUAGACUGCUUAUUAUGCUGCUACAGGGACUCAAUUCUUUUUGGUGUAAAUGUCACUCCUGCUAGCUCUUUGUAUAAAGAAUUAAUUCCAAGAGUCAUAUUUCCUUCUAAUGGAAAGAUUACUUUACUGAUUGCUAGGAAAACAGGGUAAUGGAAGGCACUCAAUUAAACCAAGCCGUUUCCAAAUGCAAUGUAUGUUUUAUGAUUGGCUUGUGAUAGGCGAUGCUUAAUGUGUCUACUUGGUGUUUCCCUUUGAGCUUUGAACUUAUGUCAAACUUUGUUUUCAUUGUUCUGUUGGCCUAGUGUUUUCCAUUGUCAGCCUCUAAUUCCUGCUCAGUUGCAAAGGGAAUCAUUUGUUUCCUCCAAUUUACCUUAGAGGAUUUAAAUUGGCUCAAUUGAUGAAGUGGCUGAGAAUUUUUUCCUCCCUUGUCCCAUGGGUGAUGUAGGAAAAAGAUUGUCCCCCACAUUUGCCCCAGGCGGUACUGGAUUUGAAUUUGUGUCAUUUCCACUAGUGCAAACAUUUCAUUGGGACCGCAUGAACCUUUUGAAGCUAGGGGACAGGAAACAGCUAGCAACUGAACAGAACAAAACAGUGAAAACCAGCACACAGCCCACUUCAAUUGAGAAAAGAGAUUUCCAAUUUGUCGCCAGAGCUGCCAAAUCUGUCCAUUAAAAGAGAACCGAGUCAUAUUUUCAAUGGCAACAAAGCACCUUUAAAAGCUGCCCUUUGAACAUCUCCUGUGACUACAUCUCGAGGUAUUUUGAAAUUUUGGUAAGAACUUUCUUUAUCACGUGUAAUCUUGUCCCCUCCCCAUGAAGACUCACAGAUAUUCACAACACAUUCAUGGUAAAGCGUGCACUGGAAGAAAGCACCCACGAUCUGUACUUUUCAAGUCACGCUUCGUAAAUGACAAUCACUGCUUGAUGCAGAUGUUGCACUGGAUCCACUCAGGGAUGUUGCAUUAAAAAAAAAAAAGGUACAUCAAGAAGGAGGGAGAAAAAACAGGAAAAUGACGACAAAAUGUAAAUGGCAUAAAUUAAAUAUGCCGCUGAAAGAACCUCUCUGACAAGGCUUUCAGACCAACGAGCUGUAACUUCAUGUUGUGAACUGUUUGGACUUGCUGAAAAGUUGCACAUGAGUAAGGACAACUUUAGUCUCAUUUUCUAAAAUCUGCUAGGAGCCAAAUAAUCCAGCUACCCGGUUUAUAGGGCUAUGUAUCUCCCAGCAAACCCAAGCUUCCUGUUCAAGUGCUGAGCAAGGAAAAUACAGAAAUCUAAGUGGCACUACUAGAUGAACCUGACAAGGGAGGUAAAGCUGUAUGAAUUCAAACUCCAAUGGAUUUGCGGUCUGUAAAAGGAAAGGCAAAUUUUGGAGGGAAUAUAGGAGGAUAAGGGAUUCCAAAUCUGGCUUAAUAUCCCACCUAUACCCCUACUGUCCAUGACUCGGUCACCUUUGUGUCACUUUUUCUGAGGUUCUUUUAUCCCCAAAGACUGAAAGCUGAGGGUGGAGAUGUACUCUACAAACAUAGCUUUCUGGAUUUCACUUAUUUUAAUAUUGUAUUCAGGGCUCUGCACUAAAGGACCACUAAGUAGGUAAAAACAGAGAAUAUAGUGGUCUCUUUGGUAAUUAGACUUCUUUGACAGAAUCUGAGACACCCUAAAUCAUAGUGAACUCUGGAUAUUAACAAGAGGAUCCAGGGAGACAUCAGUACACUUCCUAUCUCAGCUGCCUUGUUGAACAUGUAACUUCACAACAGUCAAGCUAAACUCUUUGUAGAACACCAUGCACAUGGAUAGUCAACUCACGCUCACUCUCUGCAGUCCCAUGUGUAUCAGGCUUGAAUGCAAAAGCAAUUCUUGUGUCCCAAGCAUAACCUAAAACUUAACCAGCUUUUUUCAAAAACGUCAAUCAGAUGCAAAUGAUAUGGGUUUUGUUUCAUGUUCUUUGUUUCCAUUUAUUAUAGAAGCAAGGAAAAAUUCUACUGCUAUUGAAAAUUAUAAGAAGUAACUUUUUCCUGACUCUUUUUUCUCUAUUAACUUUUCCAAUGAAGUUACUAUGAUUGGCAGGAAAUUCAGGCAAGGCAUCUGUGCCCUGACAGAAGCACCAUUCAAUAGAACAGCAAUAACUUUAAAAUGUUCAUGUGUAGUGAACCUUUGCACACAGUCCGCUGUAUAAAGAAGAGGAAAAAGCCCACCAUCUGCUUUAGACGAAGUGGUAUUUGAUUUUCUGUUUCCAACUGCUAGUGCAAGCAGCAACCUAAUAUGGGAAACCAUGCGAGUCUUUAGACAGGAGUUGACAACCAUUGCAGGGGGGUGGGGUGUCGCAGGACCAGAGGUACAUGUUCACUUAAAGCAGAGGUUAAAAAUUCAAAAGCCUGAAAGGGCCAGGGAGUGGAUGCAAGUGAGUGAAGCAAUCCAGUGGCAAGCUGGCAAAGAGAUGCCCCAUCUGAGGGACAUCCGCUAGUCAGCUAAAGCUGAUGUGUUGCUAAAACUUCUGAAUCUUAUAAAAUCUCUCGAGUUGUAAGUGAUGUCAGUUGAUUCAGAGCUUAGUGCAGAACAAACAAAUACACCUCUGAGCAGAAGAGGGCCCACAGUUUGCAACCUCUGGCUUAAAGCAAAAUUGAAUCUAGGGGCCGGUUGUGCUGGAGCAAGUCUGUCCAGACACAACUCUGGGUGUGUUCGAGUGGAAGGGGGAGAAGGGAGAAAUCUUCCCCCUCUGAUAGUCAAUUUGGUUUCCAUAUCUGACUGUCGCUACUAGAGACUAUAGUAAGAAUUCAGUUGAAAAAAUAGCAAACAGUCUAAAGAUGCAAACGAUUCGAUGUGAUGAUGGCUUACAAAAGACCCUUCUAUUUGUCUUGCCCAAACUGCUAGCUUCCUAGAGCCAGGUGGCUUGAUUUCUUGCCACUUUUUUUCUGAAAGUCAAAUGCACAAUCUUUAUGCUUUUGAGUCUCAUUGUGUUUCUUUCAAUAUGUGGCUUCAAUAUCUGUGACAAGUGUUUCUUUUCCCUCAGUUGUAUCUGAAGAAUUAAUUCUAGAGUCAUGGUAAGGUAGUCCCCCAUUGUUCUGAAGUGCGGGACCGUGAAUUCCUAUGCAGCAGAUGGGGCUGGUCUGUGUGUGCACUUUUUCCGUAAGCUGCUGAAAUUCCUCCGAUGUGAAUUGGCCAUAGAAAUAUUUGCCUCCUGAAUGACUGUAAGCACGACCUCCAGUGGAUCAGAAAAAGCAGCUCAGUGAUUGUUCUUAUGGCCAAAAAUAAAGCACAAGGUGACUGGAAUUGAAUAAACUCAGUGGAGGCAAGCGCAGGGUACGUGCACCCCAGCUGGGCGGCGUGAUCCUUAUAUUAAACCGUACUCUCCUGGCGGCGGCUGAGGGAGAGCGUUUGCAUGCCUCCCUCAUCACCACACGCAGACACACGUUAGGUAUGUCUGAAAAGCUACAGAGCCCACAUCCAAGCACAGCACCGCCUGCUUCAUCUGAUUAACACACAUACAAGAAUGAAAACUACACCCACAGAAAACUGAGUAUGUAUUGUAGAAAUGUAGAGGAAAAAUAAAAAUAUUUUUUCAAAUGUACUUUUAAUAUAUGCUGGUGGAAGGUCUAAUACGAUGUAUGCUGUCUCUGUAAUUUUUGCUGUAAAUAACUGGAGACAGUGAAUACACUGAUUUUUCUAUGUCUCUGUUUAAGCGUAAGACUUUGUAACAAUUUUUUUAGAGGGGGAAAACCAACAAAGGACAAAUACGUACUUGCUUCCUUUCUGCGUGUCAUGUGCUUCUCAGAAACUGGUUCUAACAGCUGAAGCAUCUUGACGGGUCAUUGGUGUUCAGUAUACGCUUCUUUUCGUAACACAGCUGAGAAAGGGACAGGGCUGUCAAUUAAAUCUGCUCCAAAGAAUUUGUAUUGAAGAUUGGCCUAAGACCUGCAAAUUUUAUCUGAACUAGACAAUAUGAAAAGGGAAAAUUAAAAAAAAAAAAAAUGUUGGCUAAGUCAUCUUUCCUUAUAGCAAAUGGCUUUGUCCAAAUCCUUUCUGCGUGGAAUAGCUUAAGGAAAACAAACUCUGCUUUCUGAUGAACAAAAUAUUUUUGUACAUGUUUAUUUCUUAUUAGUAACCUGAGGUCAGACCUCUCACUCGCUGAAGCCAUAACUGACCUUCACCAAAUAAAUGUUGUAAAGAACCUGGGGGAGGGUUGGGGAGAGACUAGAGGAAAGAAAAUCCAAGGUGUCUCGAGCUGUAACACCACAGGCAGGAGCAAGUCCAAUGAACCUGAUGCUUUUCCUGCAUCCCAAAUAUGACUUUAAAAGGCUAGUAUUUUAUGAUGAUCAAUUUAUAAUAAAAAAAAGAUAUUUAGAUUUAAAUGAGACUUUCCAAUAUUUUUUAAAUCCCUGACAAUGCUUCCUUGCUUUUAGGAUUGAGAUAAAUGAUUUUCGUAUACUUCCAGCGUUCAGAGAUUUAAUGUUUUUACCUUAGCUCCAGCCUACACAGGUAGAGUGAAGAGCGAUGCUAAGUCCUCCAGCAUUGAAACCAGGUGGGGCUUGGCUGUAUACCAACCACGACUGCACCUUGGAGCAGCGGGUGAGGGUGCAGUCGGCAUCUCUUAUUAGCAUGCACACCAUCGUUGGCAAUACACCAAAGUUGCAUUGCCAAACGUAUGUAAAAUAAAAAUAUUCACUCUAAAAAGCAUAAUAAUUAUACUUUUUUAAAAAAACAAUGCCUCCUAUAAUCACCAUUGAUUUUCCUGGAGCUUAAUUACAUUAUUGCCAUGUAUUAUUAUUAUUGGCCUAUAGACGCAAAAGGCAAACUACAAAUAAACCCAGUGACAUACAUAGUUUGAAAAUCUACAAUUUUCUGAUCUCUCUCCCCUUGUUUAACAUAUAAGCCCUAAUUUCUGUGUACAUGAGUAAAACUGCAGCCUGAGUCAUUUAGGAAGUAAGCAUUGAGUUUUUUUAUUAUAAAUAUACUAGAAUAAAACAGCGAUCCCUAACAAUUAAAAAAAGAGUUUUAUAUUACUUUAGAAUGUAAUAGGUUUUUGUCCUUAUUUUAUGUCCUGUAAAUUAUUAGUUGAAUACUGUUAGCAUUCCCUGAUAAUGCACACAUGAUUUCUGAAUGUUUUCUGUAAAUGACAAUCAAUGUUUAUGAAGUUCCCUCCUUUAAUGCUGAACAAAAUUAAAAGAAGAAAAA
Messenger RNA from Ceratotherium simum simum (southern white rhinoceros), 9339 nucleotides. RefSeq names its product RAR related orphan receptor B (gene RORB). The record is from RefSeq and is a predicted model, not a curated record. Gene Ontology annotation, cellular component: nucleus. Gene Ontology annotation, molecular function: RNA polymerase II cis-regulatory region sequence-specific DNA binding; nuclear receptor activity; melatonin receptor activity. Gene Ontology annotation, biological process: regulation of transcription by RNA polymerase II. Lineage: Eukaryota; Metazoa; Chordata; Mammalia; Perissodactyla; Rhinocerotidae.